UGGUGCGCUGUGUCCCUAGGACACAGCGCAUCGACGAUCCACGGAAAGAGCCGAAGAUGUCGGCUCUGUCAUGUGAUCAGCUGUGUCCAAUUACAGCUGAUCACAUGGGACAUAUACACAGAUCAUCAGAGCACUGAUGAUCAAUAUGCCCUGAUGAUUUGUGUAGCCCCAGCAGCGCCACCUGUCAGUGUCCAUCAGUGCCAGCUCUCAGUGCUCAUCCAUGCCACCUGCCAGUGCCCAUCAGUGCCACAACAGUGCAACAUUUCAGUGCCCAUCAAUGCCACAUAUCAGUGCCCAUCUGAGCUGCCUUUCAGUGUCACCCAUCAGUGCCAGUCAGUGCCACCUAGCAAUGCUAUGUAUCAGUGCAUCAGUGCCGCCUAUCAGUGUGCAUCAGUGCCGCCUAUCAGUGUGCAUCAGUGCCGCCUAUCAGUGUGCCAUCAGUGCUGCCUAUCAGUGCCCAUCAGUGCUGCCUAUCAGUGCCGCCUAACAGUG
Staurois parvus is the source of this 492-nucleotide messenger RNA. Lineage: Eukaryota; Metazoa; Chordata; Amphibia; Anura; Ranidae. The record is from the annotation of a GenBank genome assembly.